AUGUCCGAGGUUGAGGAGGGCUCUUUACAAGCCCUCUUUAACUCAUUCGCGAUGAUUAUUGCAUCGGAGAUUGGGGACAAGACUUUCUUAAUUGCGGCCAUCCUUGCUAUGCGUCAUCCACGACUAAUUGUCUUCGCGGGGGCGUUUGGCUCUCUCGUUGUCAUGUCUAUCCUCUCUGCAGAAAUGGGUCAUAUUCUUCCGACCCUCAUACCCAAAAAAUGGACACAGGCGGCAGCAGCGGCGCUAUUCCUUGUGUUCGGUGGGAAGAUGUUGAUGGAGGGUCGCGCGAUGAAGUCUGGGAACGACAAAAUCCAAGAGGAGAUGAGAGAGGCCCAAGAAGAAAUAGAAGGAGACGAAUCGCCAAACAAUGCUAUCCCACUUGAACACAUAGAAGCUGGUCUCGCCGCCACCACUCGAAUAUCACCUUCGCAGCCUCGCUCAUUAGCUCAAGGCGCUAGAAAUUUCUUCAACCUAUUCUUUGGACCCGUCUUCGUGCAAGCAUUCAUCUUGACUUUCCUUGGCGAGUGGGGUGACAGAAGCCAAAUUGCUACGAUUGCUCUCGGGGCUGCCCAUAACGUAUACCUCGUCACUGCUGGCACAAUCUUCGGUCAUUCAUGCUGCACAGCGCUAGCGGUCAUUGGUGGACGCUAUGUGUCGUCAAAGAUAUCAGUCAAACACGUGACGCUUGGCGGCGCGUUUCUUUUCCUGCUAUUUGGGCUCAUCUAUCUGUAUGAAGCCUUUGGUAGAGAAAGAGGACCUGAUAUCGAAAUGACCAUUGCCUCAUACAACUUUCCUUUUCUUUUGAUGACGACAGAAAACAUUCGCGAUGGUCCUGGGCACUUGCUCUCGCUCAAAGUCAUGCGGGUUUCUCGACCAUCACUGGCUAGUGCAUGGCAGCCGUUCUACUCGAGCUCGCCAUCCUUUUCAACACACUCAACGACAUCCAUUCUGUCUCUUCAGGCAACCGAUCCCUUGCCUGGCCAUCCCAAAACUCUACGAGAUCUCCAUGUGUCAGAGCUCUUGACCCUCCCUUCCUCGUUUGGCAAGAUCGAGCUGGGCGAAACCUUCUCUAGCUGUCUCUGCGUUAAUAAUGAAGCCCAAUCCCACGUCGAGGCCGUCCAUCUCAAGGUCGAAAUGCAGACCGUCACUUCCAAGGUGUCACUUGGCGAAUUCGGAGGCGCCGACACGCGUCUAGCAGUGGGUGACGCGUUGGAGGAUGCUGUAGUUCACCAUGAGGUCAAGGAGCUCGGGCAGCAUGUUCUGGCAUGCACGGUCAGCUAUCGGUUGCCUUCAACCUCGUCGCCCAACGAUACUGAACAAAUCAUACAAACUUUCCGCAAAUUCUACAAGUUUGCCGUCACGAAUCCGCUUUCGGUUAAAACCAAAGUUCACACCCCACGAUCUCCCUCUGCUCUCCUCUCGCGCGCCGAACGAGAAAAGCUGUUCCUUGAAAUCCACAUUCAAAACUUGACGACGGAUAGUCUGUGGUUUGAGCGGAUCCAAUUCGAAAGUGCGGGGAAUUGGGAUGCGUUUGAUGCUAACGAGGGAAUCUUCGCUGGGUCGAUGCAACCUCAAGAUAUGCGACAGUACAUCUAUGUUCUCAGUCGACCAAUUAAUACUCUUCAAACCCAGGCAGAUGAGCCUGGUAGCGUUAUUCCUUUGGGCCGGCUGGACAUAUACUGGCGGUCCGCAUAUGGUGAGCCUGGCCGACUCUUGACAUCCAUGUUGUCCAGGAAAAUACCCCCCGUGGUACAGCCCGCGCCAGCGCUACCUCUGCAUCUAAAGAGAGGAGUAACAGGGCCACACUCACCUCAACUUUCCAUGUCGCGACCUGACUCUCCCAUAUCAUCUCAACGGCCGGCAUCACCAUUUCGGAAUCGUCCACCGUCCAGCAUUAUACCCAGAACACUGACUCCUCCACCUGCACCGUCGAUAUCAGACAUUCAAGUGAACCUCGUCGUGCGCCAUCUCGCCACAGACAACAUUCGACUUAAUGUGCCUUUCAAAAUCGAGCUCACAAUGAGUGUUUCCGCGCACGUUUCCUUGGGACGGCGGCGCAGUUUGUUGAUAGCACUUCAACAUCUGGAACCGUUGACAUCUUCUCCUGCUCCUGCCAUCCCACGACCACCAGCUUCAGAAUCCUUCAGUCCGAGGAUAGCUUCUUCCCCUGGAUUUUCCACACCUUCGCCAAUGUCUGCUACAUUCAACGUUCAGCUUGCUCACCAAAAGUUGUCCGGGAUUUCUUCUGCGGCUCUGAUAAGCUCUAGAUCUGCCGAUGUUAUCGAGGCAGACACAUAUACUCUUCCACCGCCAUAUUUUUCAAGUUCAGAUCCGCUGAAACCACGGACUAUAUUUUGCGGCUCAUCCGCCAUCCAACUAGAACCAAUUGAGCUGAUUGGGGACCAAGACGAUGAUAUGAUUGAUGUGGUACGUGAACUUGAACUGCAGUACAUGCCUGUGUCAGUUGGCUUUUCGUCCGUUGGUGGUUUGCGUGCUGUUCUAUUGCACGACAGAUUCCUCGAUUCCGACGACAUCGACAAACGCGCUGAACCCAAGACAUUGAGACAGUGGGAUGUGAUUGCGGAAGUUUGGAUAGCAAACUAG
Mycena indigotica is the source of this 2604-nucleotide messenger RNA. RefSeq lists its product as uncharacterized. The transcript is spliced from 7 exons. The record is from RefSeq and is a predicted model, not a curated record. Gene Ontology annotation, molecular function: calcium ion transmembrane transporter activity; manganese ion transmembrane transporter activity. Gene Ontology annotation, cellular component: Golgi apparatus; fungal-type vacuole membrane. Gene Ontology annotation, biological process: Golgi calcium ion transport; manganese ion transmembrane transport; Golgi calcium ion homeostasis. Bases 1 to 2604 code for a protein of 867 amino acids. Lineage: Eukaryota; Fungi; Basidiomycota; Agaricomycetes; Agaricales; Mycenaceae.